Messenger RNA from Cheilinus undulatus (humphead wrasse), 12596 nucleotides. It is a transcript of the gene rev3l, whose product is annotated as REV3 like, DNA directed polymerase zeta catalytic subunit. The transcript has 32 exons. NCBI's taxonomy places the organism in Eukaryota, Metazoa, Chordata, Actinopteri, Labriformes, Labridae. Bases 483 to 9434 code for a protein of 2983 amino acids. Gene Ontology annotation, molecular function: DNA binding; DNA-directed DNA polymerase activity; nucleotide binding. The record is from RefSeq and is a predicted model, not a curated record. Gene Ontology annotation, cellular component: nucleus; zeta DNA polymerase complex. Gene Ontology annotation, biological process: double-strand break repair via homologous recombination; error-prone translesion synthesis.
AAGAAGGAGCAGAACGGAGGGGCUGUCUGAUAAACCGGGACUGGCUGGGACUAGUUCUGAGGCGUGAUUUGGAAAGAUAAAGCUACAAACCGGAAGCUAAGGGAACGUCUUCCUGGCUGAAAACAAAAACACCUCAGAAGAGAGCUUAAAAUCACGGGACAGUCUCAGAUACAAGUACAAAAUGGAUCCACCGGCAGAGAAGCGGCCGAUAGUUACCAGCCGCCGUCGACCUUAGCUUCCCCCGGCCGCGGCUGAAUACCAACGGCCACGGCGGCGCUGAACCCACGGGAAUCUUUGUUCGCGUUUUUUUCAUGGGACACAACCGGGCUUUCCCUCUGCUUUGACGUGGUUUCACCGACGUGACAGCUCCUCCUUUGGCUAGUAUUGACAAGUACCCGAGGUCCCCCAGUUGUAUGGACUCAUUUUAGUAGAUUUUGGCUUUUUUUCUGACGGUUCGUCUCUUUCUGACCGACGCGGCAGUCAUGUUUUCCGUACGGAUCGUCACCGCGGACUUCUAUCUAGCGAGUCCCAUUAAAGACCUGGACGUGUGCUAUUCUGAAUUCAGGGAGAGCGACGUGAAGAAAGUGCCAGUGGUGCGGAUAUUUGGAGCAACACCCGCAGGUCAGAAAACAUGUCUCCACCUUCACGGCGUGUUUCCUUACAUCUACGUCCUGUACGACGGCUACGGCCAGCAGCCGGAGCGCUACCUGAGGCAGGUGGCCUUCAGCAUCGACAGAGCCCUGAAUGUUGCCAUGGGAAACCCCGCCUCCAACACCCAGCACGUUUUCAAAGUGGUGUUGGUUUCUGGCAUGCCGUUCUAUGGCUACCACGCCAAGGAGAAGCACUUUAUGAAGAUCUAUCUGUACAAUCCUCAGAUGGUCAAAAGGGUGUGUGAGCUGUUACAAAGUGGAGCGGUGAUGAACAAGAGCUAUCAGCCCCAUGAAGGCCACAUCCCUUUCCUGCUGCAGUUCUUCAUUGACUACAACCUGUAUGGCAUGAAUCUGGUCAACCUGGGGGCCAUCAAGUUCCGCAGGGGCCCCAGUAAAGAAGACGCCACGGUGGCCCCGGACAGACAAGCUCCCAGCAGUCGUCCCAGCAUCAGCCCCUGGAAGAGCCCCUGUACCUCCAAGCUUAAUGACAGCACCCUGGGGGGCACGUUUGUCCACUGGGAGGAGAACGCCAUACCCUGCUCUCUGGUCCUGGAGGAUGUGGAGAAGCAGAGCACGUGUGAGCUGGAGGUCGAUGCCGUUGCCGUAGACAUCCUCAACCGUCUGGAAAUCGAAAAUCAGAUUGGCAGAAACCCUGGCCUGCAGGCCAUCUGGGAGGACGAGAAGCAGAGGAGGAGAGAGAAGAACCAGACGUCUCAGAUAGAAACCCCCGAGUCACAAGAUCGAGGAUGUGUCACUUCAACAGAGAGCGAGAAAGUCUUCAUGAAAAGGUUCAAGGAGAUCCUGAAGGAGAACGAGUUUGAUGUGACACAGAGUUUAUCUGUUGGUGAUGCAGAAGAACAAGAGGAUUUCCCCGGUGACCUUACGCUCCAUUCUGACCUCCUGACCUCAGAGGGACUGCCGUGUACGCUGGCUAACGCUGUAGAGGUGCACAGGGACUUGCAGCCAGAAUCGCCUGUUAGGAGCAGCGGAAAAGUCCCAGAGGAGGCCGUGGUGGAUGAGGAGGCCAUCCUGAGUCUCCUGGAGAACAGUCAGACUUUCCUCCCACUCUCCCAGACGUCCAACCACUCACCUCUGUUAGAGAGCAGCCAAGACCACGCUAUCAUCAAUCUACUAGCUGGUCUGGAGGACGAUGGUUUCCGCAGGACGCCUGUCAGACAGAAUUCCCAGUCCCAGUCCCUUCCUGGAGCAAGGAGCUACCACUGCAACAGCGAUGAGGAGGAGGCAGAGCCGGAGGUCGAGAAGGAAGAGGCUGAGCUCAGUAUGAUAAUGUCACAGCGGUGGGACAGAGAGCCUGAGAGUGUUUCUGUACAGAAGCCCGGCCUGAAGGAGUCAGAGGACGGCUUCAGUGACGAGCAGCAGGAAUCCUCUGACGACGACAUGGACUGGAGUGGGAAUAACUCUCUGUUCGCCAACCUGUCCAUCCCUCAGCUUGACGGAGCUGCAGACGAGAGCAGCGAUUCCUCAUUAACGGACAGCGGCUCCAGGUCUCAAUCUUCCCACAUAGUCACAGAAAAGAUGCUCGGAAAGAGGAAUCCCUUCCCGGAGCACAGACCAGGCCAUGUGUUGGACACGGAGCAACCACUUGACAAGCACUUUCAAUCAAAAAGCAGCCAGGACAGCAGCAGUGAAUGUUCAACAGGGUUUAAGGUCAACAAAGAAAUCCCUUACAUCCCGCCUGUCAAACACCCUAUCCCGUGUAAGAUCGCUAACCAUCCUGAGGCGUCUCCCAUCUGUGUGGACAAAGAGGACAUACGACCCCUGUACACCUACGACAAAAAAACCUCCAUAGCUUUGGAUGAGACAGACUUGAAUAGUUUCACGUUUGGUAAUGGAAAGGUCACCAAAAACAGGAAGAAGUACGGCAGCAUGAAGAAUGUAGAGAAGAACUGUCUGUCCAUCCUGCAGAACCACAGGACCUUCUCCCUAUGUUACUCUGAGCUGAGAAACUGCUCAGCCAAGAAAGACCUCGAACUGAGUCAGAAGGACAGAAAAAGUCCAAUUCUGAUGAACAUCUCCUCAUCGCCGUCACCCAUGGAGGACGAGGAUGAGUUCCUGGACCCACGGGCAGAAGAAAUGGGCCAAGACAGCGAGGAGGGAGAUGUUGGUGAACUCAAAAUCAGGUACGAGGACUAUCAGGAAAACAAGACAGAGAGGACGAUAGUAGCCCAACAGGAAGCACACUACAAGUUCUUCCCCAGUGUCAUCCUCUCGAACUGCCUCAGUAGGAAGAAAGCUGGGAGCAAAAAGCCGACAGAACCCUGCAGCGAGCUUGAACAGGCUCAGCCUCGACGAGCGAGAAUGAAAAUGAAUAAAAAAAGGCUGGGGAUGGUGGGAAUGAGGCAUAAAGUCAACACCUCUACCUCUGACAGCCAGCCCACCUCAAAAACACCAGCGACAGCAGACACAGAGAUGAAUGAUGUUGGGGAGAAGCCGAUAAAGGUGGAUGAGCCGGUUAAAAAUGAGCCAGCAGAGGCAGAGUUGAUUGUAAAGCAAGAGCCAGAAAGUGAAGAGGGGUCAGCGAUGGAGCAGAGUGAAUCACCUUCAGAGCCUCUUACCAUCACAGAGUCCAGCGUUUCUGAAGAACCUAAAGAGGAAAGUUUAAGCCCUUUGCAAGAUCUGUCCGCCAAAGUCACCUGUACGAAACCGUCUGCCCUGCCUGGAAGCAAAUACACCCUACGGACCAAACGGAAGAUGCUCUACGACAGCGAUGACGGAGAACACUCAGGUGCCACUCGUUCUAAAAACCCGGCCUCCAAAGAACGACUCAAGGACUCGAACAUCUCCAGCGGGCAGAAACGGCGCAAGAAAGAGCCGCCUAUUAUCAUCAAGUAUAUCAUCAUCAAUAGGUUUAAAGGACAGAAAAACAUGCUGGUUAAGAUGUCUAAGCUGAACGCAGAGGAGCAGGUGGUCUUGUUGACACCAGAAAAGCUAGAGCGCUACAAUAAACUGGCUCCUUUGAAGGAUUUCUGGCCUAAGGUGCCAGAAUCCACAGCAGUUAGGUUUCCAGUCAUGGAGCCAAAAGCUAAAAAACAUGCCAAACGAAAGGCAAAGGUCAGCUCCACUAGUAAGAAAACAGUCAACAAACCAUCCAAACCUCAGGUGAGACAGCGUGAACGGGUCAGAAAGAUCGCAGGCUGUCAAAGAGGCCCACUCCUACCCUCUCUACCCCCUCCACGGCCAUGUUACUGUGAACUAGCGUAUGAUCAUGGCUCUGAGUAUACUGAUGUCAUGGUGGAGCUGGGCUACCUCUCUGAUAGAUCCCCAAGCCCUACGGAUUCAACGCCCCCUCGAUGUUGGUCCCCAAGUGACCCUCUAAUGGACACCAGCAGUUCAGAACUGAUAAACCCACUCAGCGACCCAUGUCUUAGUUCUGCUUUCCACCCCCAUGGCACAGCGUCUUCUUCCAAAGGAGCACAAAGGAAGCGUCAAACUACCAAACCUAGGAAGUCCACCGACACCAGGAAAAAAGUAGACAAGCCAGCUCCCAAACCCCCGGAGGAAGAACCCAAAAAGGAGAAGCCAAAACGAAGUAGGAAUGCCACUCCAAGGCAGAGGAAGAAAGCUAAAGAUGUAACUGAAGAUGCUGUCAACAACUCUCCAAUUCCAACAAAACCAAGAAGGUCUCGCAAAAAGAAGACAGAAGACCCAAAAAGCCAGGACUCAAGUAAAGACGGCUCCCAGCUUCUGUUUCCAGGGGAUGCUGUGCCUUCUUCUGAGAGUUCCUCACUAGAUGUCCCUCCAUUUCAGCAACCAGGUAGCACAGAAAACAAAAGCCAGGACAGUUCCCAGAGUGCAUCUGUAUCAGACUCUAACCCUGCAGUCCAGCCUGUUACACCAAAGGUGGAAGACUGCGAGACGGCCAUCAUGGAGGUCAUCCAGAGCGUCUCAAAGCCAGUUCAGCUUAAGCAGCAAGGAUGCCAGACCACUGUGGUAAAAACUGAGGCUUCACAGGAGCGUACACCUCCUCUGUCUCCUCCUGCUAAUCGAUCUUUAUUGGAAACCAGUAAAGACACCAAGCUAGCAGCAGCCUCCCCACACUCAGGUCCUAAGAACGGGGAGAUUCCCACUCUCUCUGAGACCCCCUCUGGCCUGGCAGUCCUCAAGCAGCUUCUCCAGAGGAGGCAACAGGGACAGGCUCUUCCUCUUCAGGUGGUCGGUACAGACAGCCACUCCACUGCCCUCGCUCAGGCCACAGCUCUGCUAGAUCCAGCUGCUAAAGCAACUAAAUCCAAAAGAGCUCCAUCCACCACUCCUAGGAAACCCAGGGCCCCAAAAUCCACCACACCUAAGGAUAAAAAGCCAAGAGUCCGGAAAGGUAAACCAAGUAGCACUCAGCCUAACAUGUCCGUGAAGCAGGAAGACAAUUUGUCAGAUGACUGCCCCAUCUUCCUGUCAGAGCCUGGCAUGGACAGCUGCACCUUCAUAGAGGACAGCUUGUCCCCAGAGCUGCCUCAUAACUACACCUUUGAUAUAAACGCCAUCGAUCAGACAGAGUUCUCCAGCCCCUACAGCGGCAGUCAGUUUGUCCUGACUGAUAAAAACCUACCUGUGAAGUUCCUGAGUGACGUUAGCCAGGAAGCUGUAUCAGCGCAGGCACCAGGUGUAGAGAAGAAGCUCGAUAGACUCUUAAGUUCAGGGGAGGAGGUCCACAGGGACUCCCACAAACCUCGGCCUACUAGCCCCGAGCUCUUUGACAGACCUGAGAACGGCGAGUCCAAUCACCUCUCAUUCUUAGACCCAGAGAAGAUUAAAAACAGAGAGUGGGACUUCUCUUUAGGUAAAACCCACACACUCAGCCCCUUUCAGGACUUUCACUGUGAGAGAAAAGAGCUGCUCUUUUCCGUCUUCGACCCUGUCCUACCUUUGCCUUUAAGUUCUGCGUCAUUUGUCGACCAUGAUAGCUCGCCAACCGGGGAGAGCAUUGAUGGACUGACAUCCACCACACCUAGCAGCUCUCCACGCUCCAUCAGCUCUCUGUCCCAGGUCAGAGCCAGCCAGCUGCUACGAGGAGCUGGAGGUGGAGCCCACAUUCUCAAGCCCCUUAUGUCUCCACCUAGCCGGGAGGAGAUCCUCAGUACCUUACCGGACUUGGAGAUGUCGGAGGCCACAUUUCUGGAGCCCUUCUGCAGCGACCCCUCUGAUGCGCCAGGGAAACCAAUGGAGGUUGGUGGACGUAAGCUUACUGUGAAUACCAGACUGGCGAAGGAGCUGGUGGAGUUCACUGGAGAUUUGUCCUUGGAGGGCCUGCACUUCUGGAAGACGGCGUUCUCAGCCAUGACGCACCCUGCCACCGCUAUUACCUCAUCUUCACAGGCCAAGGGGCCAGAGGCCUCAGAGGCCAGGAAAGAGCAGCCAGAGCUGAACUCGUCCUCAGCUAGCGACAAGAAGGUCAUCCUUCUGCCCUGCAAGAACCCACCCAGCCGAGAGCGUGUAAAUCUGUGGCUGGAGGCCAGGAGGCAGUAUGAAAGUUUACAGAAAGAAAGAAGAGAUGCAGGGCUGCAGAAGAAUGAGACGGAUGUGGAGGGACUCCAGGAGAGAAUGGAGCCACCAGCGGUGAAGGUUGAACUCUGUGGGAGGCUCUCAAACAUCAGGAGCCAAAGGAGGAAGAAGCGUAGCCUGUCCUUGAUCAUAUCUCCCAUGAAGAACACCGGCUCUCAGAGUAAAUCCACAGAGGUGAGUCCAGUUUCAGAAGAAGGCGGUGCCGAUGUUGAGCAGGAAGUUGGGGAAAAAGAUGAGGAGGAUGAUAAAGCCACCUCUCCAGGGUCUCCAGAGCUGCCUUCAUGGCAGAAGUCCUGUCAGCCCAGCCCCUCAGCGCUACAGCGGCAGAACUCUUCAGAACCACAAUCACCUCAGCUUUCUAACUCAGAGAGACUAGGGGAGACUCUCAGUCCUUCGCUCAUCCAUAUCAGUACCAAGGAAGAUGAGAGGACUAGUCCCCUUCCUCUUCACAGCACCCCCUUUUUAAGGAGACGGCGGAGAAGUAAGGAGGACCUGGAGCCAGUGUGCAGCACACCGAUAUCUGAGGCAGAGGAUCCCAUCUCUCAGAGACUCCAGCAGAGGAGGAGAAGUCAAGCUGACCCGCUGAGAAGAGUGUUACUGAACACACAGAUGAAGAACCAGUUUGCUGCUUUGAAUGUGCCAAAGAAAGAUAACUCUCAGAUCGAAGGACCAAGCAUUGCCAACUCGUACGGCUUCAGAGUCAGCAUGCAGAACCUGCAGGAUGCCAAAGCUCUGCAUGAGGUCCAGUACCUGACACUGAUGGGAAUGGAGCUUCAUGCGAGAACACGACGUGACCUCGAGCCUGACCCCGAGUUUGACCCCAUAUGUGCCUUAUUCUACUGCCUCAGUUCAGACGCUCCGCUACCGGACGAGGACAGCACCCAGCUGACGGGAGCUAUCGUAGUGGACAAAGACCAUCAGAACCGUGACCAAGCAGGUCACAGGAGAACAGCACCCCUGCUGGUCAGGUCGGGUGUCUCAGGGCUUCAGGUGACGUACGCUACAGAUGAGAAGGAGCUGUUCCAGGAGCUGAUCACCAUCAUGAGGAGGUUUGAUCCAGACAUCCUGGUGGGCUAUGAGGUGCAGAUGCACUCCUGGGGUUACCUCCUACAGCGGGCCGCCGCGCUGGGAGGGGAUCUGUGUCAGCAGCUGUCACGAGUGCCAGGUGACUCCAAAGAGAACCGCUUCACUGCAGACAGGGAUGAGUACGGAGCCGACACCAUGACAGAGAUCAGCAUCAUCGGACGCAUCACUCUGAACCUGUGGAGGGUGAUGAAAACUGAGGCGGCGUUGAACAACUACACCUUCGAGAAUGUCGCCUUCCACCUGCUCCACCAGCGAUUCCCCACCUACAGCCCACGCACUCUAUCUGACUGGUUCGACCACAACACCGACCUCUACAGGUGGAAGAUGGUGGAUCACUAUGUGAGCCGUGUUCGUGGUACCAUGCAGCUCCUGCAGCAGCAAGACAUCGUAGGCAGAACCAGCGAGCUGGCCCGAGUGUUUGGGAUUCAGUUCUACCACGUCCUGACCAGAGGAUCACAGUAUCGUGUUGAGUCCAUGAUGCUUCGUGUGGCCAAGCCUCUGAACUACAUCCCUGUGACACCCAGCGUCCAGCAGCGAGCUCAGGCCAGGGCGCCACAGUGCAUCCCUCUGGUGAUGGAGCCCGAGUCUCGUUUUUACAGUAACUCUGUGAUCGUGCUGGACUUCCAGUCGCUGUACCCCUCCAUCGUCAUCGCCUACAACUACUGCUACUCCACCUGCCUGGGCCACGUGGACAGCCUGGGAACGCCUGAUGAGUUUAAGUUUGGCUGCACCUCUCUGCGGGUUCCUCCUGAGCUCCUCUACCAGCUCCGCAACGACAUCACCGUAUCACCCAACGGUGUCGCCUUUGUCAAGUCCUCGGUGCGUAGAGGAGUUCUGCCCUCCAUGCUGGAGGAAAUCCUGAACACCAGGAUCAUGGUGAAGCAGUCUAUGAAAACCUACAAGCAGGACAAAGCCCUGAUGAGGCUGCUGGACGCCCGGCAGCUCGGACUUAAGCUCAUUGCCAACGUCACCUUCGGUUACACCGCAGCAAACUACUCUGGACGGAUGCCCAACAUGGAGGUCGGAGACAGCAUCGUCCACAAAGCCAGAGAGACCCUGGAGAGAGCCAUCAAGCUGGUUAAUGACACGAAGAAAUGGGGAGCGCGAGUAGUUUACGGAGACACAGACAGCAUGUUUGUGUUGCUGAAAGGAGCGACCAAAGAGCAGGCAUUCAAGAUUGGCAACGAGAUUGCUGAGGCAGUGACUGCAACCAACCCCAAACCUGUCAAGCUCAAGUUCGAGAAGGUGUACCUGCCCUGCGUGCUGCAGACAAAGAAGCGCUACGUGGGCUACAUGUACGAAAGUCUUGACCAGAAGGAGCCGGUGUUUGAUGCCAAAGGGAUCGAGACGGUGCGACGUGACGGCUGCCCUGCUGUUUCCAAGAUUCUGGAGCGCUCCAUUAAGCUGCUGUUUGAGACUCGGGACAUCAGCCAGGUGAAGCAGUACGUGCAGCGUCAGUGCGUGAAGGUUCUGGACGGCCGGGCCAGCAUGCAGGACCUGACCUUCGCUAAGGAGUACCGGGGCAGUGGCUCGUACCGGCCUGGAGCCUGCGUGCCUGCCCUCGAACUCACCAGGCGUAUGAUGGCGUACGAUCGUCGUCUGGAGCCGCGGGUGGGCGAGCGGGUUCCCUACGUGGUGGUGUACGGGAUGCCCGGCGUGCCCCUCAUCCAGCUGGUGCGGCGGCCCAUGGAGGUACUCCAGGACCCGAGUCUCCGCCUCAACGCCACCUACUACAUCACCAAGCAGAUCCUGCCGCCGCUGGCCCGCAUGUUCCAGCUGAUCGGCGUGGAUGUGUUCAGCUGGUACCAGGAGCUGCCCAGGGUCCAGAAGGCAUCCUGCUCCUCAGCGGUGGGUGGAGAGGAGGUGGGGAGGAAGGGAACCAUCUCCCAGUACUUCACCACGCUCCACUGCCCCGUGUGUGACGACCUGACCCAGCUGGGCGUGUGCUCCCGGUGUCGCGCUGAGCCUCAGAGAGUGGCUGUCACUCUCUACCAGGACAUGAGGCAGUGGGAGAGUCAGCAAGACCAGCUGCUGAAGAUCUGCAGAAACUGCAGCGGCUGUGCAGAGCGACAGGUGCCCUGUGUGUCUCUGGACUGUCCCGUCCUCUACAAACUGUCCCGGGUCAACAGACAGCUCUCUAAGGCGCCCUACCUCCGACAGCUGCUGGAGCAGUUCUAAUUGGCUCCUGAACCCUGGAGCUCCGCUGAUUUGGUGCUAAUCGCUGCCCCGCCCCUCGCCCCUGGCUUCCUCCCAGUGUUUCAUGGUCCUUUUGGUUGUAAAAUGGUGCUUGGAUUGAACCCUCAUCUGUCUGGUAAAUGUUGUCUGUCGUUAAGUAUUUCUCUGUCUGGUCGGAGCCUCCCAGUUUGAGUUUUCCUCCUCCUGGGGGCUUGUGUUUGUCUUCAUGCUGCCAUCUCCGUCAGCUGCUACGGGCCGAGUAAAGCGGCGACAGACUGCCUGUGGAGGAACGAAGCGGUUUGAACUCAUCGGGUUUUGAGGAGCUUCCUUAAAAUAAGCAUCAGAAACCACUAACUGACUUUUCAGCAUUUUUAUAAUAUCACUGCAGUGUUUUUGUAAAUAGAUCCUGUAUAGCCCCAUCUAUUCUCUCACUGUGCAUUAGCAUUAAAAAAGAAACUACAGCUCCGGCAAUGAAUGCAAUCAAAUCUAUGCAUUCUACUAAAGGAUGCCAUUUCUCAUGCUCCCUCUGAUCGUAAUGAUGUCCAUUUUGGCAGAUCUGACAAGUCGCUCUAUCUAGAGUGAUCCAAGUGGAAACCAUUUCAGUUUUUAAAAACAUCUGGGACUGUUGCAAUACUGUAUUUUGAUAAUUUAUGUCAUUAAGAGUCUAUUAUUUCCUUGUGCAUAAAUGGUUUUGUGUACGUUUCCAGUUUUCUGUGCAAACAAAAAAAAAAAAUCAUCAAAAUACAUCGAGACCCGAUCUUCAACCCCCCCGUACACAGAGCCUGUGUAUUUGUAUAAAUGUACAAAAGAGUAAAGAUGAAGGAGGUGUUUUUUUGUUUGUUUUUAAUGAACAUUGCUGUGGGUGGAGGUUUGAGAUUGAUAUAAUAAAAAGUCAAUGUAUUAAAACGUCUUCUGUCCAUGAUUCAGUUCAAAACGGAUGAAUCACAGAGACGACACGAGCCACAUGACACACAUCACAGCACAUGAAAACACUCCGGCUUUCUCCAUUAAGAGUCCAGCAUUUAAACAAAUCUGGAUUUUGUCAGUUGAUUUUUGCCUUGAAGCUCUUCAUAAGAGAGAAACAGCAGGACAGGCUGUAAACUUCAGUCCAAAAAGACUUUUAGUGCAUAUUUCUUCAGCCUCAGAAAAAAAAACCUGUUUAUUCAAGUGUCUGAAAUGUGGAUUUAGAUGUGAAACUGCUUUUUUCAGAACAGCUUUGUAAGGUUUGUAUGUCUUAAUUGAUGCCCAAAGUGAAUAUAAUUUCCUGCUAAUGCAUCGUCUAAAAUAUGGAAAAAGAUGCUGCCAGUAAAAUGUAGAAUAGCCGUAUUUAUAGGCAUCAUCAAUGAGAUUCAACUGACGAAAUCCCUAACUGGUUAAAGCCCGAGACAACCAAAAAUCUGAUCUUUACAAAAGUGAAACAAGAAAACAAAUCCAUUCAAAUCUUCAAUAACCAUACGUUUCCUUCUGUCUCUGAAAUCACCACAGAAGUGCAAAAUUAAAUCACAUUUUCAAAACGUCAGUUUUUGGCAGCAGGGUGGCUGAUGAUGAUGAUGAAGAGGAGGAAGAGGGUGGCUUUCCCUGGUUCAAUUUAACUGCUCUGCUUAACGUGUCCUCGAGCAAGGCACUGAAUCCUACCAGCCGUGAGACUUCACUGACCUUUGACCUCAGCGUGAGAGAGAGCAGGCCAACACAGACGGCUCGUAGAGAAUCAACAACAAAAUAUUCAGAACAAUCCGGAGUGAAGAGACUCAGAAGUAGGGCUGGGAAAUACAUGCAGAUUUAAGAUAUGUUUUAAAGAGGAGAUUUAUGGUAGAACAAUACUGUUAAUAUCCAUUCUGUUCAUGUUUAUUUAUACACUGUCUACUAUCAGUAAUAUGCUAAUUACCCACACACUCAUCUGUGUGAAAUGUUCAUUCUUAGUGGGGAUUUAUCAUCUUAUUUAGUUUAUUUUAGGCAAUUUUUGUCUUUUAAUUAUCGAAAAUGUCAGGCAAAUUCCAUCAUUCAUAUCUAUGUUUUAAUUAUUAAAAAAAAAAACACAUUUCUCUCUCACUACAUAAUUUAUUUCAAAAUUUAUUUUUCCCAUCAAAAACUGAUUUUUCUUUUCUUGAAGCUACUUUGAUGUAGGGCUGUUUAACACUUAAAUGUUUAAAGAUUAAUCUCCACUGUUUCGCAUUUUAAAUAUUUUUGUUUUAUUUUGGAUUUUUGUACUGUCUUAAACUACAAGUAAUUGACUUCCUGUUUGGAUUAUUUUACUUUGAAAGAAAAUUAUACAUUGUAGUUCAAACAUUAUAAUAUCCACUUAACCAUGAAAAAGGAAAUAAGGGAACUGUAAAAACAUAAAUAUUUGAAAACACUAUUGACUUGUCCACUGAGUUGAAGAAGUGAAAUCAGACAUUAAUGAGCUUUGGUAGACUUACACUAUCUGGACAAAAGUAUUUGGCCACCACUUUUAAUUAUUGAAUUCAGGUCUUUCACAAUCAGCCCUGUUACCACAAGUGUAUAAAAUCAAGCACUUAGCCAUGCAGUCUCAAUUUACAAACAUUUAAGAUCCUACAUGAGUCGCUCUGAAGAGCCCAGGGACUUCAAGUGUGGUACUCCCAUGGUGCCACCUUUGCAGUAAAAUGGUUGGUGAAAUUUCAUCCCUGCUGGAUAUUCCAGUCAACUGUAAGUGAUUUUAUUAGUAAGUGGAAAGCGAGGUCACUGACUGCUCAGGUGCAUGGUGAAGAAAAUAUCACCAACACUCUGCAGAUUGAAGAGCUGAAGAGUUCUGAACUUCCCCUGGCAUUAAUGUAAACACAAAAACUGUGGUGGGAGCUUCAUGAACGUGUUUCCAUGGCUGAGCAGCUGCAAAACUCAGAAUGCCAAGCAUUAGAUGGGGUGGUGUAAAGCAGUUUCUCAACUCUCAAGCUGUUUCUCAACUUGUGGGUCAGGACCCAAAAGUGGGUCGCGGAUGUGUGCCUGGGGAAAAAAUUGGGCACAAUUGUCUAUGAGAUGCUGUAAAACAUGCACGGUUUAUCCUGUUUCAUUGUUUUGUUACACUUUGCCAAGGAACUUACCUGGCACGGCAGAUGGAUUUGUUUCACACAUCCAUCUGGUAAAGCUUCAAUAGGAAACGUUUGAGAAAAGGCAGAGGCUUUGAAAAAAACUCAGAGUAUGAUUAGAUGA